UGGGGUUGAACUUUACUGUGAAGCUUUUCCUGGUGUCGUAACUGGUGUCGUCGCGGGGUAGUGACAUGGCCCACUGUUCUGCCAUGGCGGUGAACAAUCGCGGGGCAUAUUCUGGGCCAGCUCCGCUGUACCAACCGGGGCACAGUGCUGAGCCGGACUUAGAUUCUGCCGUGGUCCGCUAGGUUGAAGCGCGGCAGCGGGUGCCUCAUUUUUUUGAGCUUUGGAGAUAGCAGUCGACGCCGAGCUUGGAGCAGUCGACGGUUGACCCCUGGUGCCUGUUUCGCCAAAGACCAAUAACUCGGCUCCUUCAAUUCCCAACCUUCCAGUUGCACAGUUUCCUCGGAUUAGCUUUGCAAAGUCUAACGGGAUAGAGAGCAGCAGCCAAAAUGGCGUUGAACUUGGAUUUGGCGAACGCCGCUGUCAUGAAGGAUGAGCAAGGGCGGCCGUUCAUCGUCGUCAGAGACCAAGGCAAGAAGAAGCGCCAGUACGGCAACGAGGCCGUCAAGAACCACAUUCUCGCCGCCCGUACCGUCGCCAACAUUAUCAAGACAUCAUUAGGGCCCCGCGGUCUCGACAAGAUCCUCAUUUCCCCCGAUGGCGACAUUACGGUAACAAACGAUGGCGCGACUAUCCUGCAGCAGAUGGAGAUCACGAACCACGUUGCGAAGUUGCUGGUGGAGCUUUCCAAAUCGCAAGACGACGAGAUUGGCGACGGCACAACGGGCGUCGUCGUGCUGGCCGGCGCUCUCCUGGAACAGGCAGCAGAGCUCAUCGACAAGGGUAUCCACCCCAUCAGGAUCGCGGAUGGGUACGACCAGGCAUGUGACAUCGCCGUGGCCGAGCUCGACAAGAUUUCGGAUGUGAUUGAAUUCAGCAAGGAGCAGACGGAAAAUCUGGUCAAGGUGGCGAGGACAAGCUUGGGGAGCAAGAUCGUGUCCAAGGCGCACGAUCAGUUCGCCAAUAUUGCCGUGGACGCGGUUCUCUCCGUGGCCGACCUGGAGCGCAAGGAUGUCGACUUCGAGCUGAUCAAGGUGGACGGCAAGGUUGGCGGCGCUCUUGAGGACACCAUCCUUGUCAAGGGCGUCAUUGUCGACAAGGAUUUCUCACACCCCCAAAUGCCCUCCGAGGUUAGGGACGCCAAGAUUGCGAUUUUGACAUGCGCAUUCGAGCCGCCAAAGCCCAAGACCAAGCACAAGCUCGAGAUUAGCAGCGUGGAGGAGUUCAAGAAGCUGCAGAAUUACGAGCGGGAAAAGUUUAUCGAGAUGAUCCAGCAAAUAAAGGAUGCCGGUGCGAACCUGGCCAUCUGCCAGUGGGGCUUUGAUGACGAGGCCAACCACUUGCUCCUCCAAAACAACCUCCCCGCGGUACGGUGGGUGGGCGGUCCGGAGAUCGAGCUGAUUGCGAUUGCAACCAACGGCCGGAUCGUCCCCCGGUUCGAGGAUCUCAAGCCUGAGAAGCUUGGAAAGGCGGGUAUCGUUCGGGAGAUGACUUUCGGCACGACGAGGGAGAAGAUGCUCGUCAUCGAAGAGUGCGCCAACACGCGGGCUGUCACCGUUUUUGUCAGGGGCAGCAACAAGAUGAUAAUCGACGAAGCCAAGCGCUCCCUCCACGAUGCUCUCUGUGUAGUCCGCAACCUCGUGCGCGACAACCGCGUCGUCUACGGCGGCGGCUCCGCCGAGAUCGCCUGCAGCCUGGCUGUCGAGGACGCCGCCGUCAAGACGCCCGGUCUGGAGCAGUACGCGAUGCGCGCCUUCGCCGAGGCCCUCGACGCCAUUCCCAUGGCCCUGGCCGAAAACAGCGGUCUCAACCCCAUCGCCACGCUCGCCGAGGUCAAGAGCCAGCAGGUCAAGGAUCCGGCCGGACGUGGCCGACUCGGUGUUGACUGCAUGGGUCGCGGGUCCAACGACAUGAAGGAGGCGUUUGUCAUUGAUCCGCUGAUUGGCAAGAAGCAGCAGCUUAUGCUGGCCACUCAGCUCUGCCGCAUGGUACUCAAGGUGAAUAAUGUGAUUGUGUCUGGGUCGGGCGAGGAUGAGUUCUGAGGGGUAGAGGAUGAAUACAUGGAGGUGGGUAAAGAAAGGCCUUACCCCUCCAGAUAGCUAGAUACCUGUGGGCGUCGAUACAUGCAUGAAUGAAUGGGAUCAUCCCUCUCACGACAAGCACAACUCGGCCAGCGCGUACUGUUGCUUGCUUUCAUGCCUAACUCGCCUCCAAUCACUACGGAUAUUUGAAGCAACGACAACACAUAACCUCAGGCUUUGAAGGUAGUUAACCAAGGUAGAUGGUUCAACCCAAGAAUGCGAUACCUAUCAGCGGGCCGAUCGCCUGACGGCCGGAGACAGCUACAAGAGCGGGCAGUAGGCCGCCACAACAUCUUA
Messenger RNA from Parathielavia appendiculata, 2375 nucleotides. RefSeq lists its product as uncharacterized. Lineage: Eukaryota; Fungi; Ascomycota; Sordariomycetes; Sordariales; Chaetomiaceae. Gene Ontology annotation, molecular function: ATP binding; ATP-dependent protein folding chaperone; ATP hydrolysis activity. The transcript is spliced from 6 exons. Bases 387 to 2039 code for a protein of 550 amino acids. Gene Ontology annotation, cellular component: chaperonin-containing T-complex. The record is from RefSeq and is a predicted model, not a curated record. Gene Ontology annotation, biological process: protein folding.